CUGAAUGCCCUGCUUUAGAAAUAAAGUUUAAAACCCGCGUGCAUUGUGGUGACUGAGAUUCCGUUUGAUCUUCUUGUGCUGUAAUUAUUUUUACGUUUUGUUUGUGGGGUUUUUUCUUUUUCCUUUUUUUUCCUGUCCUUUUUCGUGGUGCAUUAAUGCCGGUGGGGGGUGAGGAGAACCGGCGAUCCCCGCGCGCUCGCGCUCCUUUGCUGCCCAUAAAACGCAGCGCGUGCUGAGUGACAGCAGCGCAAAUGGGGCGGAAAAUUAAAGCAUCUUUCGCUGAGGGGUAAAAAACGAGAAGCCAAAGAGAAACGAGACGAGCACGUGCUCAGAAAAUGAGCUAAAAUAUUGCAGAUAUACAUCAAACCAAAGAUAUAUAUAUAUAUUUUCCGACGGUGUAGCGCUGCUUUCCUCUUUAUAUUCUGUUUUUUUUUAUUUUUAAAAUUUUACUUCAUUUUAAUUUUUUUUUAUGUGUAAUAUUACGCGGACCAAACUGCAGGGAAGCUCAGGAGAGAUCAAAAGAUUUCUCCGAGCAGAGAGACAUGCAGAGGCAGCUGCACGAGAGCGCGGUCGGAGUUGCCCCUCGUGUCCCAGGGGACGCGGUUCAAUCGCCCCCUGAUGUCACCGAGCGCAAAACGUUCUGCCCUGCGGAAAAGAAAUCCGGAGAAACGGAUUCCAAUAAAGUGUACGGGACGUUUCCGAGCGGAGCGCCCGUUCCUCCCCCGGUUCCUGCCCCUCAUAAGGAUGCCUCCGGGCCGUUUUUACCCCAAACGGAUAAAGCCAUGUCGCAGAAUAACUGCCCCUCCUCCGCGAAACAAGGGGCAAUGGUGGUUCUGGGCACAGAUGGCACUGCGUCUGUUCAGCUCAACCGGGAGGAACAAGAUGAUGAUGACGAAGAAGGUGAUGAGAAUAAAGCAAGAGGAAACUGGUCCAAUAAGCUGGAUUUUAUUCUCUCUAUGGUGGGUUAUGCUGUGGGUUUAGGAAACGUGUGGAGGUUUCCAUAUCUCGCCUUUCAAAAUGGAGGAGGUGCGUUUUUGAUCCCGUACCUGAUCAUGUUGGGUCUCGCUGGAAUUCCCAUCUUCCUUUUGGAAGUUUCUUUGGGCCAAUUUGCCAGUCAAGGACCCGUUUCCGUAUGGAAGGCUAUUCCAGCUUUACAAGGUUGCGGGAUUGCCAUGUUGAUUAUAUCAGUCUUGAUAGCCAUAUACUAUAAUAUAAUAAUGUGCUGGACUCUGUACUACCUGUUCGCUUCGUUCACUUCGUUGAAGGGCUUAUUGCCAUGGACUUACUGUACAAACGAAUGGAACACAGCUGAGUGCAAAGACAAAGACAUGAUGCAGCUAGAUUCCUGUAUCCUUCGAGACAGAAACAUCACCUCCAUUAGGAACACUACAUUUUGUUUGUCUGCAAAUGCUGCUGGGAGUUUAAGCAAGCUGUUAAAUAUCACAACGGAUAACAGAACCUAUGUCAGCCCCAGUGAAGAAUAUUUCAAAUAUAAUGUGUUGCACAUUUCCAAAGGGAUUGAGUAUCCAGGAGAUAUCCGCUGGCCCUUGGCUGCUUGUCUUUUUCUGGCAUGGCUCAUUGUGUAUGCUUCCCUGGCUAAAGGAAUCAAGUCAUCAGGCAAGGUGGUGUAUUUUACAGCUACCUUUCCAUACGUGGUUUUGGUGAUUUUGUUGAUCCGUGGUGUGACGCUGCCUGGUGCAGGAUCCGGUAUCCUUUACUUCAUUACACCGAAAUGGGAAAAACUCAAUGAUGCCAAAGUAUGGAAGGAUGCUGCCACUCAGAUCUUCUUCUCCCUCUCUGCAGCGUGGGGAGGGUUAAUCACUCUCUCCUCAUACAAUAAAUUUCAUAACAAUUGUUAUAGGGACACUAUAAUAGUGACGUGUACAAACAGCGCUACCAGUAUUUUUGCUGGUUUUGUGAUUUUCUCUGUCAUCGGCUUCAUGGCUCAUGAGCUUAAGGUGCCGAUCGAAAGAGUGGCAGAUGAAGGUCCUGGCAUUGCAUUUGUGGUUUAUCCAGAAGCCCUCACCAGGCUGCCAAUCUCACCAUUUUGGGCCAUCAUUUUCUUUCUCAUGCUCCUCACGCUUGGACUGGAUACCAUGUUUGCAACCAUCGAGACUAUUGUGACAUCUGUAGCUGAUGAAUUUCCCAAAUAUCUGCGCAAGCACAAGCCUCUCUUCACCCUGGUGUGCUGUGUGUCCUUCUAUAUUCUGGGCUUCCCGAUGAUAAAUGAGAGUGGCAUGUACAUGCUUCAGCUGGUUGAUACCUAUGCAGCUUCUUAUUCUCUCGUCAUCAUAGCCAUCUUUGAGCUAAUUGGAGUUUCUUACAUCUAUGGCUUGCAGCGAUUCUGUGAGGACAUAGAAAUGAUGAUUGGUUUCCAGCCGAACAGGUUCUGGAGGAUGUGUUGGGCUUUUGUAACACCUACCAUUCUCACAUUUAUUUUGGCGCUGAGUUUGUACCAGUGGAAGGUGAUGACCUAUGAGGACUACACCUACCCCACCUGGUCCAUGGUGCUUGGCUGGCUCAUGGUCAUCUGCUCUGUAAUCUGGAUCCCCAUCAUGUUCGUCAUCAAGAUGCACCUUGCUCCAGGAACCAUCAUCGAGCGAUUGAAGCUUGUAUGUUCUCCUCAGCCAGAUUGGGGUCCUUUCUUGAUGAAGCAUCGCGGUGAGCGAUAUAAAAACAUGAUUGACCCACUUGGAACAAAUUCACUGGGGCUCAAACUUCCUCCUAAAGACUUCCAGCUGUCUGGCCCUUGACCUCUAAUCCAUGACCGUCGCCCUCUGACCUUUUGACUUCAUUUGUCUACCCUCAAUUUCUAUUAAUUCCUCAGUACGCACUAAUCAACAGACUUGGCUCGAACUCACUGGGGGCUUAAACUCUGUUUAAACUCUUCCAGCCACUUUGACCGUUGUUUCUUCAACUUCAAUUUUCUACCUUCAAGUUCUUCUUAUUCCUUCCUCCUAGCAGGAAAAACCUCUUUCUCUUAUAACUUUUCCACUCUUUCCCAUGUCUUCACUGUUCCCUCUUCUCUCAAAAUCUCAAGUUCUUUUUCUUUCUUCUGGGCUGCAAAGCCGCUAUCAUUUCAGUGGUGGAUAUCUUGUACACACCCUUCUGCAUACUUUUUUCACCCUCUCAUACACAAACAAACUGUCCUGAAAAUCCCCAAAUCACAUAAGGAAGAUGGACUUUUAUUUAUAUUUAAAGGCUUAUUCCUUCUCUUUACCUGCUCUUUAAAUCCGUAACUUUGUGCCUCUGACCUCUUCUGAAUAUACCAAUAAUAGUUUUUAUUUUGUGCAGCACUUUUCUGUCAUUUAAGGUUGCUGUACAAUUCAGAAUAAAUAUAAAGCUAGAAGAACAGCAUUAUGCUAGCUUAUAAAUCCUAUAUUCUUGCAUUACAAGAAGCACAAAGCUAGUUGCUGAUUUCUUUCAAUUAUUUAAUCUCUAAAAACUGUAUGCACAUUAAUCUCUCACAUUAAAUAGCAGACAAUUUCAGCCAUAAUGUUAAGAAAACUACUCAGUGGCCAGGUAGCAUUUAUUUGUGAAAGCAUAUAUAUUUAACGCUACAUGUCUGUGGUCUUUACUUGGAUUUGCUGUGUCUUUUAUGCAAAAAGGAGAAUCUUUAUGAUAUAAAUCCAUAUACAUGUUUAAAAUCUACACUGACAUUGUGGCAUGUGUGCUAACAUGUGUGUCGUUAGCUGUGCGGCUGAUAAAUAUGAUAUUUAUAUAUUUUAGAUAGUCGUAGUUAGUUAAGCUGUGUGUUAAAUGUCAUCGCCUUCCUUCAAUGUCAGUAGAUUACAAAAGUAGUUAUUUGUCUCUGAGUAAGGUGUUUGGGGAUAUUUCUCCUUCUCUUUCACAUCUGUCGUCGAAGUCUUGCCAUGAAACAGGGUCUCAGGUAUAAUUGUCAUUGGCCUUAUUUUUCUGAAGAAGUAGAUUCAUUUAUCCUUUUUACUUGCAAAAACUCUAAAUUACUUUUGGACUUUCAAAUGCUUCUAACAUAAAAACAGGUUUCAGAGAUGGAUAAUGACCCUAUAUAUUUCUAUAAUCAAAUUUCUAGCGAGAUAAUAAUGUGCUUUUCCUCACUGAAUGAUGAAAGGGUGAAUUUAGAUUAUUCAGACCCAUAUCUUUCUUUAAUAUUUAUUUAAAUGCAGAAGAAUAGCUACAAAUGAGAACAGCAUACCUGUCGUCACUUGUUGUUAGCCAACAAUAAUCAAAAAGAUGGUGUACAGACAGUGCACAUAGACACUGUACUGUAGACUAUUAAGUAGCUAGCUUAUAGCAUGCUAGCAAAAAAUAGGUCACUUAGUGAUAACAUAAAUCAGCACACUAUACUAAAGCCUGAUAGGGGACGCAGGAACGUUAAAGACAUAUGACGUCUAUGUUACAGAUAUAGUAAGUAACUUUCACUUCAUGUGAAGGUUACAUUCUUUAACCAGUUCAUAUCUCACAUCCAUGAUUUAGUGAGACAUCUGAUGUAUAAUAACACAGACAAUAACACUAUAUCGUCUCUGGUCAAUAGUCAUAUUCACACCUGGGGACAAUUCUUAAACAUUUGAAGCCAUGAGGAAAAUGACCUUGUACUACAACUCAGAGGUUUAAUAUAUAUAUAUAUGUAUAAUUCUAAAGCAAUCAACGAUGAUUAUCUAAAAAUAGCUACAAAAGCUGAAGCCUAACACUAAGAUUUACAGGUGUGUCCAGAUUCACCGCAUGCUUUCUCACACCGUGAAAUGAAGUUUGACUUGCAAUCAUAUGUCAUAUGUUAGACUCUAAAGAUGAGGUGUCAUGAGAAAAAAAUAAUAGUAUAUAUAUAAAUAUAUUCUAUGUAUAUGAAUUGCUUUAAGUAUUUAGUACCACAAAAUUUGUGUGUGUGAGUGUGUGUCUGCGUGUGUCUAAAAGUGCAUUCCUUAGUAACUAUGUUCCUAAAUAGCCAUCUAGUGUUAGCAGCCUGGGAUAGACGGCAGAUAAUGAAAAAUAUCUGACAGUCAGUGUAGCCUAUAUAGUGCAAAAAUACCUUGUUUAAAUAUCUGCUUUUCCCUCAGGAAAAAAUGCAGGUUUGUUAGAAAGCUCCAAGAAACUGGACAGACGAGUCAAAUGGCCUCUUUAUAUAUUUAUCACUACUCAGUGCUGUGGUAAUAUUGUACCAUUUCUCAUGCUUACAAUAGGCAAAAACAGUAAAAUAUCAUUAGAGUCCACAAAAUCAGGUAAUAGCUUCCUGGGGCAAUCCUGCUGUUAUGCCAUGUACUGUAUAUCAUUCAAGUGAACUGUGGACGGCUUUUGCCAUGACCCAUCCAUGUCUUGUAUGUUAAUAUGUCUAGACAUGUGUCUUUAAGAAAAUGGCGCACAGUUCAGGUGGAAUAAUGUCCCAGACAAUGCAGUAUAAAAUUAUGUUAUAUGGGGCAAUAGAGAAAUAUUAGUAUGAUACCAUACUUCAGUUAAACAUCCAUCAAAGCUUAAAUUAGACAGUAAUGAACUCACUCGAACAGACUGAUCCAGAACUAUCUGGAUGUGGAUUUUAGUCACACAUUGCUCAGACCCAAAGAGACCAUUUAUGCAGGUGCACUAUUUUUUUUAUCUGAUGAAGGCAGUGUGAGAAUUACAAGCAUCAUCAGCCUUGUGAUUGGUAAGGGCCAUGAUUAAGCAAGCUUUACACAAGAUUACCCCUGAACGCUCCAUCAAAAGGGAGAUGUUAGGACAAAAUUCUGCUUGUAGACAUUGGAUAGUCAUUUUUAUACUGCAUACAGUGAAACAAGAUCAACAUUAAUGAUCAUGCAUUUUGGUCACUGAAAUCACAACCUGGGGAAUUUAAUGCAAUGUCCUGUCCUAUAGUCCAUCUCAAACAAAACAAAACAAUAUCACUUAUCUUCAUUAUGUUUAAUAUAAACAUAGACAUAGACACAUAAUCUGUAAAUUAAUUGCCUUGUAUAAAUAACAUACAAUGUUCUGCCUAAAUGUUCUGGAAAUGAAAAAUAUCUAUGAUGACAUUCAGUGUGUACUGGAUAAGCUAUAUAGUGCAAAAAUGUCAUCUUUAAACGUCUGUUUUUCCUCCAGAAUGCAAAGUUCAGAUUUGCUAGAAAACACUUUUUGGCAAGUUGACUAGAGACUCAAGAGAUUGUGUGAGAGCCUCUUCAUAUAUUUAUGUCUUUAUAGCUCUAUAUUUCUGAGGGCAGACCAUGUCUUCAACUAAAUGGGUUGGAGAGUCACUGUAGAACUGCAAUAAUGAAGGAGAACUCUGUGAUGUGAGCUGAAGUUCUGGACAGCUUCUGCUUUGAGCUAGAUUGACAGGCCCCCCAAUGAGACGUCCUGGGUACAAGUUGUUGAAUAGUGGAGGAGGUAGGGAGUGCAGGAACUCUGCCACAUGUAGAGAAAGGGAGGAAUGGAGAUUUGUAGGCAGUUUAUAGGCAGUUAACUACAAAGAACUUUAGAUGUGCUCUUUUUCCAAAACUUCAAUUAUUUCAUAAAUUCAUUUCAAAUGUCUGAACACCAUAGCCAAACACAACAGUAUUUACACAGUGCAGAAAGCAGAGCAAAUAAAAAUUGUUCAUAAUAUUCAUCUCCAUAUAUAGAGUGUCCCAAAUGCUAGCAUAUAAUAUGAACAUCGUCUCUUACUGUAGAGGAUUUACUGUAGCCUGUUAAAUAGCUAGCUAACAGCAUUCUAGCCUUCUAAUAGUUGGCUAAUAAUAGGCUAGGGUUUAGGAUGCAUCCAAAGAAAGAAGAGUAAUUAGAAAAGAUUGUCAUAGCCUGCAAGAGCUUAGAAUGGAGACUAUGACUUGUAAUAGUUUUGUUGAGCAGUGAUGUAAUAUUCAGCAUAAAAUUUCGCUCUCUCUAGGCCUAACGUCUCUCCUUUCUCUGAAGCCCACCUGCAAAAUAAAAACACAAGGACACUAAAUAAAUAGCUAGCUGACUGACUUGCAUGCGCUGUUUGUGUUUAUCUGUGCUAUUCCAGUGUUCUUUUGUCCUCUUCUUUAUCUCCUUUUCUCUCUCCCUUUCUCCUUCUUUCUCUCCUUUGCAUGCAUUCCUCACAUCAGGACAAGCUGGCUUUAAUUUUUUAAUAGAUUUUUUUCCCCUUCUUAAAAAAAAAAAACAAUAAAAAAUUAAUAAAUAAAUGCCUAUGGUCCAACAAGGGCCAGUAGGUUACCAAAGAAGGAGAAUUUUGUUAAAUAUUUAUUAAAUAAAAGAUAAUAUCUACAUAUAAACUAUAUAAAUAGCCUACGUAUAUAUAUGAAGAAGACAAUAUUAAGCUAUGUGUUUAGGAGACAGAGAUACUGCCACUCAUUUUCCAUGUAGUGCUCACUGAUGUAUGUUCAGGUCAAUCAGCCUUAUAGGUAAUUAAAAAAAAAUAUAUCAUAUGUAUUUCAAAAAUAUCAAUACCAAGUAGCUUCUAGUCAGUCAUAUAUCUCCAUAUAGAUCUCUAAUGUAAUGUCUGUUGUGUCUUUUGGCACUUUAUUGUGGACCUAUCAUUGCAUAGGUAAAAUCUCUAAUUACAUAUGUAAUAUAUAUUUCUGUGUGUUUUAUUAAAGAGAGGGAAAUCUGCCUAUGGAUACAGAUACGUACCUCCAACACAUCAUAAUAUGGGUUUAAAAAUACAAAUAUAUAUGUAUAAAUGAAAAAGAUAUAUGUGUAUAGGUUUAAAAUCCUGUGCCACAAAAUAAUAUCAUGUAUGUGAAAAUUUAUUUUAAAUGUCAUUGAGGCCCUACCUCAGAUUUUUGUAUUUAUGUAUAAAAAUGCGACUAUAGUAUCUUUGCCAAUAAUGUAAUAAAAACCAGAGUAAUCAGAAAAUGUAUAAGCUCCAAACUGAGAAAUAAAUGUCAAUGUUUUCAACUUCAAAA
Molecule: messenger RNA, 7820 nt
Organism: Pangasianodon hypophthalmus (striped catfish)
Lineage: Eukaryota; Metazoa; Chordata; Actinopteri; Siluriformes; Pangasiidae
Gene: slc6a5
Product: solute carrier family 6 member 5
Exons: 16
Coding region: 543-2753 (736 amino acids)
Biological process (GO): synaptic transmission, glycinergic; sodium ion transmembrane transport; glycine import across plasma membrane
Cellular component (GO): membrane
Molecular function (GO): glycine:sodium symporter activity
Source: RefSeq, a predicted model, not a curated record